AUGAGGAAGAUGCCCACAGUCCAGCAGAUCCGGAUGAAGAUGUGUCCUUGGUGGGCGAUGAGGACGAGGCAGGCUGCGGUGGCGUACAGGCAGUGGCCGACGAUGGUGAGCGCGAGCACGAGGCAGGCGAGGGCGCGGCGGACCCAGCGACGGCGGCAAAGGAGGCGCAGCGCCAGCACCGCCCAGGCCGCCAGGACCGGGACUCAGGACAACAUCCCGAGGCAGACGGCGUUCACCACGGCUUUGUCCGCGUCCGUCAGGUGGUCACAAGGCAGAAAGGAGAAUUGUGGCAGGGGAAAUUCAGAACGCAUGCAGGGAGAAGGGUAG
Molecule: messenger RNA, 327 nt
Organism: Triticum turgidum subsp. durum (durum wheat)
Lineage: Eukaryota; Viridiplantae; Streptophyta; Magnoliopsida; Poales; Poaceae
Source: the annotation of a GenBank genome assembly